Molecule: messenger RNA, 729 nt
Organism: Cutaneotrichosporon cavernicola
Lineage: Eukaryota; Fungi; Basidiomycota; Tremellomycetes; Trichosporonales; Trichosporonaceae
Exons: 4
Coding region: 1-729 (242 amino acids)
Cellular component (GO): cytoplasm
Molecular function (GO): kinase activity; ATP binding
Source: RefSeq, a predicted model, not a curated record
AUGAUUCGUCCCCCGGGCCUCGAUCCCGAGAUCGAGCGGCUUUCACAGCGCAUCGUGGCCGCGUAUGCCGAUCUACCACCGGGCGCGACUGGCUCGCGCCUCCUCGUCGCCAUUGCUGGGCGCCCAGGAUCUGGCAAGAGUACCCUCGCUCACCCCCUUGUUGAACGCGUCAACGAGCUCGUUGGGCAGUCACCCGCGCCCGCCGUCUGUGUCGGCCUCGACGGGUGGCACUACUCACGUGCGCAGCUCGACGCGUCUUCUGACCCCGAGGACGCGCACUGGUGGCGAGGCGCAGCACACACCUUUGACAAGUCGGGAUACACGGCGUUUGUGCACGCGCUUCGGCAGCCGACGACCGCCGUAUCCACCCCCCUGCCAUUCCCGACAUUCGACCACUCGGUCAAGGAUCCCGCGCCGUCACCCUCACCGAUUGAGCCGUACCACCGCAUCGUCGUCAUCGAGGGCCUGUACACAUUGUACGAUGCGGAGGGGUGGCGCGAUGCCGCGGCUGCUAUGGAUCUGCGCGUGUGGGUCGAGGUCCCGCGCGACAUCUGCCUCCGUCGCACCCUCAAGCGUAAUCUCGCGGCGGGGAUUGUGGCAGAUGACGAGUCGGCCAGAAUUCGUGUCGAGGCUGUGGAUAUGGUUAAUGGUGAUACGAUUGCGGGUUGCCGUUUCCAACCAACGGACGUGAUUGCGCCAGCAGACUGCCCCAAGCUGGCAAUCGCAUAG